GACGAAAGUAUGAAGGAGUGAACUCUCUUGCCACACUUAAAAACACAUGACAAUAAGAAUGGCUGCCUCCUGCUCGUUGGUGUGUUGUGGAGAGGAGCGAGACUCCGAUAAAGCGGUUAUAGUCCGCUUUUCAAAUGGCACUGUCAAAAAUGUAGAGAAACUGGAUUUUACAAUGUACAAAAACGCAGAUGAGCGUAACCCCAGGAAGAAAAGCAGAAGGAUAUUGGUUGCUGAAGCAGACAGGCUGUCCUAUGUUGGAAAUAAUUUUGGAACAGAGUCCUUAAAAUGCAACAGUCUUUGCAAGUAUUACGUGGGAGUGCUGGACAAACAGACCAUGCAGAUGGAGUUGCAUAGUGCUCAGCUCUUCAACAUGCAACCUCUUAUACCAGGAGAGGCAACAGAAGCACCAAAACCCCAGGACACUACACAGACCUACAGAGACAAGGUUGACUCUCUCAUUGAGGCUUUUGGCACCAACAAACAGAAGAGAGCUCUGACUUCUCGUAGACUGAAUCAGGUGGGCAGUGAUACUCUCCAUCAAGCAGUGGCUAAAGCUGCCAACACUGUGAUUGACCAGAAGGGUCUGGAAGCUCUGCAACAGGAAGUGGCUGACACAGAGUCCCAGGCAGACCUGGCUCUCCACCUGCCUCCCUUCAGUGCAGACGCAGAAAAACCUGAGAACGUUUACCUAUUCGACGAUAUCCUGAGUCCAGUGGAGUUUGAGGCUUUGGAGCAGGCUGGUUCCAAGAUGGCAGCACUCACCCCUGAAGAGCUGCAGAAAAUGAAAGAUGAAGGAGGGCGCCUGUCUGUCGUGAAGCACCUAGAGAACAUAUCGAGUGUAGGAGAAGCCAGAGAGAAAACAGCUCGAUGUGCCUUUUACCUUUCUCUGCUCCUCCAACUUGCACGGCAGAGGAGCAUCACCCGCAAGUUCGGCCAGGAGGAAGGCUGCCCUCGCAUCAUUCAGAGCAAACUGUUCAAAACAUUCACAGUGGAGACUUUCAACAAUGGCAGGGUCCAGAACAUGUUGUCGGCAUCAAUGCGUGCAAAAUUAGCAGCAUACUGCUUGGCUCUGCUGCUGCAUAUGGGUCACAUGACUGCUGACCUCACAUUACUGCACCGUGACCUGGGAAUCACUGAGGCAAGGAUGACUGAAGUUGCCAAGUCGAUGGGACUGACCCUAACUAAGUCAGGCCGGGGGAAAGCUGACAACGCUGAACUGCGAGACGAGCACAGAUAUGCCUCGCUUGUUCUACCUCUGGUCAAAUAUGAGCAGUUCAUGGAGAGAAGGAAACGCAGGAAAAUGCACUGAGCACUGCAAGAGGGAAAGAAAUGGACUAUAAAUUCCAAAUGCCACAAAAACAAGAACUGUUUAUUAAUGCAUUUGGUAAACAAAUAAAGUGAUGAGUGAUUA
Scomber japonicus (chub mackerel) is the source of this 1411-nucleotide messenger RNA. It is a transcript of the gene polr1e, whose product is annotated as RNA polymerase I subunit E. Gene Ontology annotation, cellular component: RNA polymerase I complex. Bases 47 to 1309 code for a protein of 420 amino acids. Gene Ontology annotation, molecular function: DNA binding. The transcript has 12 exons. NCBI's taxonomy places the organism in Eukaryota, Metazoa, Chordata, Actinopteri, Scombriformes, Scombridae. The record is from RefSeq and is a predicted model, not a curated record. Gene Ontology annotation, biological process: RNA polymerase I preinitiation complex assembly; transcription elongation by RNA polymerase I; nucleolar large rRNA transcription by RNA polymerase I.